AAACUAGUUGAAGAGUAUUUUCAGACCGGAGUAGUCGGUUUGAGAAACAGCUAUUAAGUAAUAACAAAAUUUAUGAAUUUACUAACGGACAUUUAUUCGCAUCGCCAAGUAAUUUAUUAAUCGACAUACUAAAGUUGUAAUCUACCUGAGGUUUUAGCGUGGUAAAUGGAGGAGAAGAAGAAAGACGGAGACCCGGAGAUUCAGGAACACGGACCCGAACAUUGGUUCUCAAAAUGGGAGCGGCAGUGUUUGGCCGAAGCGGAGCAAAGGGAGUCAAACGAGGAGGAGGCCGAUAACGACCAGGAUAAAUUAUGGCAUCUCUUCCAGAAUUCCGCCACUGCUGUGGCUCAGCUCUACAAAGACCGAGUAUGUCACCAACAGGGCGGGCUUUCUUUGUGGGUGCCCUUUCAGAACGCUGCCACAGCCGUGACCAACCUGUACAAAGAGUCUGUGGAGGCCCACCAGCGUAGCUACGACCUAGGUAUACAGAUCGGCCACCAGCGUCGCAACAAGGAUGUGCUGGCCUGGGUGAAGAAAAGGAGGAGAACCAUCCGGCGAGAGGACCUCAUCAGCUUCCUGUGUGGUCGGGCCCCACCCCCCCGGAGCUCCAGAGCCACCCUCACCCCAGGACACAGACUGACCAUGGUCUCCCCUAACCGGCCUCCCCCGGCCCCUGAGACUGACUCCUCUGUGGAGGCUGACCUCCAGCCCUUCAGAGAGGCCAUCGCACUGCAUGGUCUAAGUGGGGCUAUGGCCAGCAUCAGUGUUCGUUCCGGUACCCCAGGCUCUCCCACCCACGUGGGGGGUGCUGGUGGGGGUGGGUCGACUCCGGUGGGGCGUCGGCGUAACGGUCUCCAUGAUGUGGACCUGAACACUUUCAUCUCCGAGGAGAUGGCCCUGCACCUGGACGCUAACCCCAGGAAACGCAGCUCCGCCCAGUGCAAUGACGUCAUAACAGACUCCCCCACCCAUAAACGCAACCGGAUGAUCUGAUUGGGCUGGCACUCCAGGGAGGGUUAAGAGACCUUUGUGGGAGGGGGGGGGGGGGUUCUUCAAACAGACAGACUGAAGGCUGUAUGGCUGUGGAGUGAACCGGCGGCGUUGAGGAGUAAGGAGGCCUUCCAUUUAGUUGAGUGGGUGGUGUCCUCCUGUCCUUGUCUCCUUUCCUAGUUGAGAGCACUUGUCUAAACUGAAAGCAUGCUUGUUGGAAACCUGUCAUCAACCUUCCUAACCCCGUUAGGCUGCUUCUACACAGGUAGCCUAAUUCAGAUCUUUUUCCACUAAUUGGGACUUUUGACCGAUCAGUUCUUUUCCCAAUAAUUGGGCAACAGAACAGAAUUGGGCUGUGUUUGUAAAUGCAGCCUUAUUGAUCAGUGCUUGUGACUGUGAGGAACGGAAGCGAGGACAGAAAGGCAUCAAAUCAAGGAGGUUUGGAUGCAGCCCCCUUUCAGAGGAGAAAUGCACUGUGCUGAUUUGAAAUAAAAAAGAAGCCACUUGAUCCUCUACACUUGUCGCCCCCACCUCUCUCUCUCCUCCCCCCCCAUCCUCACCCCUCCUCCCUUCCUAAGGAAACGAGGGCUGUGGAAAACGUGUUACUCAGUGAACUAGAUAAUGAUUGAUGCCAGAAGUGGUUCUGUUGGAGAGAUGCCUUCUUUGCUAGAACUUAUUGCUUUGUGUUAGUCAUCCUGCUCAGUGGACAUUGAUGCAGUCUGUGAUGAUGAUGAAGAGGAGGACAUCCCUCACUUGAGAUUUCCUGACUGUGUCCCAAAUGGCACCCUAGUCCCUACACGGCACCCUAGUCUCUACAACACAGCCCCUACAUCCUAGUCUCUACACUACACCCUAGCCACUACACCCUAGUCUCUACACAGCACCCUAGUCCCUACACGACACCCUAGUCUCUACAACAUAGCCCCUACAUCCUAGUCUCUACACUCUAGUCCCAACACAGCACCCUAGUCCCUACACCCUAGUCCCUACAUCCUAGUCUCUACACAGCACCCUAGUCCCUACAACAUAGCCCCUACACCCUAGUCCCAACACAGCACCCUAGUCUCUACACACUAGUCUCUACACCCUAGUCCCAACACAGCACCCUAGUCUCUACACCCUAGUCCCUACAUCCUAGUCUCUACACCCUAGUCCCUACACCCUAGUCCCAACACAGCACCCUAGUCCCUACACCCUAGUCCCUACAUCCUAGUCUCUACACAGCACCCUAGUCCCUACAACAUAGCCCCUAUACCCUAGUCCCUACACGGCACCCUACUAUAUUACAGCAUAGGGCCCUUUUCUAAAGUGUUGCACUAUACAGGGUGUUUGGGAGCAGCCCUACUGUCUCCUGUGUCUAGUUUGAUGGCUGUGGGGUCUGAGGGCUGUUGAUGUUUGAUUGUAUAGGCUUCCUUUCUGUCUGACAACUGCUUCAGCAGCCACGUUAGAGGGUCAGCGUCCCAAAAUACCACCCUCUUCCCUAGAUAAAGGGAACUACUUUUUGCCUAUAGGUCACUCUGGUCAAAGUAGUACACUAUGUAGGGAAUAGGGUGCUAUUUGCUGCACUAACCCCAGUGUUCAGGUUCAUAUACCUCUGCUGCAGUUGGUUCAUUUAUACACCGCCUUGCUUUUUCUGUUGAGGGGUAUUUCACAGUUGAGGAAUGAUCCGUGUUACUUAAUGCCGGGAUGCUAUCUGACUGUUGCCAGACUGACCCUCCAGUCAGUGAUGUAGUGUGGAGACGGAUAGGAAGGUAAAAACUAUGAGCACCGUUCACAGUGACUAAAUGUAAUGCUCCCUAAACUUUCAAUGCAUUUUUUUGUAUGUAAAAGAUGGGACAGGUAAACGCUCCCGCAAAAUAACCUGUGUUUCUACUCCACUACACCUCUGCCCCCCUUUUUCUUCUGAGUAUGUUGAUGUUUUCUGAGUAUUCUGUUCAGUGUGGUUGUGUGUUCACCAUAUUACCUGAGUUGGAAUAAGGAUUUUUGCACUUAAGCCUCUUUUUCACAUCUAAAGUCAUGCAAGUUGAUCUUCCACCGGAACCAACCAGGCAGUCCAUCCUCCACCUGAGGUAUUCAACCAGACACCACCUUCACCUCCCCACCCUCUGGAACUGGGGGGGUUCACCUGCCACUAAACGGAAGAGAAACAAACUGAAAUGUUUUGCUACGUUGUGCUGUAAUGAACAUGCCCCAAACCAGAAGAGAAAGACUGAAAUGUUUUGCUACGUUGUGCUGUAAUGAACAUGCCCCAAACCAGAAGAGACAAACUGAAAUGUUUUGCUACGUUGUGCUGUAAUGAACAUGCCCCAAACCAGAAGAGAUCUGCUGUUUGUUUGUUUUCCGUUGCAAAACGUUUUGCUCUGCUGUGCCAUACUGAACACUACCCCAGAUUAAGAGAUGUGGUAGGAGCUAAAGUGGAGGCCCCAGAAACAAACUGACAAUUGUUAUUUUAGUGAGCGAGGGGUCUACAUCCCGAUGUCCACACUACUGUUUAGUAUGCCGUAUGAAUGGCCAAUCCAGUGCAUCGCUCCAUACUAAGUGAUAUUGUGACGUAGUCUGUCUUCUAAUGGGUGUUCAUUAUUGACUUGUUGAUGUGAAAAGAUGCAGUUGCCUGACUAUUAAAGCUGAAAGGGAUAGUUUACCUGAA
This is a messenger RNA of Salvelinus namaycush (lake trout), 3637 nucleotides long. Its product is annotated as UPF0472 protein C16orf72 homolog. The transcript is spliced from 4 exons. The coding region runs from base 166 to 993 and encodes 275 amino acids. The record is from RefSeq and is a predicted model, not a curated record. NCBI's taxonomy places the organism in Eukaryota, Metazoa, Chordata, Actinopteri, Salmoniformes, Salmonidae.